Molecule: messenger RNA, 1818 nt
Organism: Pseudoliparis swirei
Lineage: Eukaryota; Metazoa; Chordata; Actinopteri; Perciformes; Liparidae
Gene: selenol
Product: selenoprotein L
Exons: 9
Source: RefSeq, a predicted model, not a curated record
AGUUGGUUCAGCGUGCAGGUGAGAGAGGAGCCGACCAUGGCGGAGGGUGCCACCGUGUCGGAGGAGACUCUGGCGAGUGCUCUGACCCUUCUGGUGAACUUGGGCCGACUCCUUCUGCAGACGGCCCGGCAGGACGCGGAAGACUCCCUGGAGAAGCUUGUCCCGUAUAAGAUCACCACCCUGCUCGGCCUGAUCACAGCCGGAGCAGACUUUUACAAAACCAUAGGAGUGAAGAAGAAGAGUGAAGCCGAGGACAUUUGGCAAAAGUCUGAUCACACUGCAGCAGUGAGGGAGAAGGUGGAGGAACUCCUGCAGCUCGAGCGGGAGUGGGACUCCUUCCUGGAGACUGUGGACAUAGGUCUGCAGACGACAGACAGGCAGCUGUCGGGAGGGAAGAUCGCAGAGCGCCUGAGCCCUGACACCCCGUUCACUGAUGGACGGAGUGGAGAGAGUGUGACCCUGGGUAAGUACCUGGGUCGGGGUCAGAAGCCGCUGCUGGUCCUCAUCAGACAUUUUGCUUGACUGCCGUGACGAGACCACGUGGCCGAGCUGGCGGCCAAUCGGGCUGCCCUGGAGGCUCGGUCAGUGCGCGUCUUGGUGGUUUCUUUCGGCGGGAUGGAGGGAGCUCAGCUGUGGCUGGAGCAGACUGGAUGCACUUUCGACUUGCUGCUGGAUCCUCAGAGAAAGGUGUACAGGGGCUUCGGCCUCGGCUCCUCCUACGCCAAGGUCAUGAAGUUCGGCUGCCUGCUGCUGUACUCUGAGUACGGAGCUGUGGACAGAGACUUCCCCGACGUCCCCCCUCGGCUGCUGGAGGAUAUCUACCAGAUGGGAGGUAACUUUCUGCUGGAUGAAGAAGGGAAGGUCUUUCUCUCUCACCCGUGUGAAAGCCCAAUGGACCGGCCGACUGUGACGGCCAUCCUGCGGGCCGCCGGCCCUCCCGGCUGCUCCGCCGACUCAGCAGAGUAACGUCCAGAUACGUGAACACUGGAGACACUUGAGUUCCUCGGGGGGGUUUCUUCUUCUUUUUUUACCACAUCACUGACACCACAGAGGAAGAGCAGCUCUUUGACUCACGUUUAUGACGUCACGUCUCACAUUCAUGACACCAUGAAGAAACGUGGCCGAUGCAGAACUGUGAAUUAAAUACAAAAUGAUCUUCUCUUGGUGGUGUCAGUGUUGUGAAGGGAGUAUUUUCUAAUGAGCGGUUCAACUGGAUUACAAUAUAAUUCAGUAUGAAAUUAAUUCUAUUUGAUAUAAAUAGUAAUUUUUAAUUAUGCUGAUUUGAGCAUUUUACUGUAAUCUGUCAUGUGCGAUCGUAUGGCAUUCCUCAAGGCUUUACUUUAAACGGGCUGAAAUCGACAGUAAGAGCAUUAAUAUGGAAGCAAACCACUAUUGAGCAGAGUAUUAAGCCCCUCCCCUUCUGUGUGCGUUGUAAUCCUCGGAUUACAACACGCCGUCCCGACUCUGGGCCCCAUCCUCAAGUUUCCUACUCAGGUACACUGUUAGUUGUAUUUGCGCUACUAGUCAUCGGCCAUGUUGAGAGCCUUGUGGAGUCAACUAAUUUGCUCUGAUUUUGGCAUUUCGUACCUUUUUUAAUCGUGAAUUAAGGUUUGUAUUUUGGCGGCCCAAAGUGGCGGUAAGAGGUAACAUUUUUUGUUUUGGAAGAGAAAAAUGACUACUCUCCAAAAAUAAUGGUUACUUUGUGGCUGCAUCCUCUUUUUCUUAUGUAAUUGUAAAAAUUGCACUUUGAGAUUUAACUGUAAUACAAAAGACAUAAUUAAUGAAAUUCUGAAUCUAUAAAUAAAUAAGCACAUCAUU